Lachnellula hyalina is the source of this 4446-nucleotide messenger RNA. RefSeq names its product GYF domain-containing protein (gene mpd2). Gene Ontology annotation, molecular function: protein binding. The transcript has 3 exons. NCBI's taxonomy places the organism in Eukaryota, Fungi, Ascomycota, Leotiomycetes, Helotiales, Lachnaceae. The record is from RefSeq and is a predicted model, not a curated record. The coding region runs from base 1 to 4446 and encodes 1481 amino acids.
AUGCCUUCACACGUGCCUUCAAGCUUUGCCUCUGCCGCCGCAGGUCAAGCUUCGGGUCGCGACUCUCGAACUGCGAGGGGCGAUGGACGAGGAAGCGGGGACUGGCCUCGAAGAGAAAGCAGAGCAACUAACGGUUUCGUGCCUCUUAACUCCCGUCGCACCUCAUCUACCCCGUUUUCAUCAGCCCAAGACGCGUCCCAUCCGCCCACCGAUUCCGAGAUAUCAGCAUCACAGUCAAUGUCGAAUUCGAUGUACGAUCAGCUUACGGAAAGCCGGUACUCGAGGUCACAGCUGCUAGACGUCUUCAAAGCGCAACAGGAGUCUGGAACUGCAAAUAGGGACGUUUCACACCUAUACGCCAAUGAUUGGAAUCCCGGUCAUUCGAAUGGUGCAAAUGGCCGGACUGCUUGGGGUAGGAGCAGUGAGUCGAGAGAAACUUAUGGACCUGAAGUCUGCUGGGAGGCAGGCGGAAACAUUCAGCCAAUUGCUCUCGAAGAGAUGGAUGACACUGAGCGAAAGGUAUGCUAUAAUACUGGCGACUUUUGGGUGCCUACUGAUCGUUUGAAGCUCUUCUCUACCGAUGUCAACUCUCCUCUAAAGCCUCCACCGCAGAAUGCGAACAAGGACUCCAAUGCGCAAGGUGGAACCAAUGGUCGCAAAGCCUCUGUCUCCCACGGACAGGGUACAAAUUCGUUCGGACUCACAUCACCUGUAUCGAGCCGGCCUACUACAAGGCGCCAGAUGACAAGCGAUUCGAUCGCCGGUUUGAGUUCACCAGCCGGAACUGGUCGCUUCUCUCGGGAGGAGACCUCCUUUUUCAAUCGCAAGUUCAAUGAAAACAAAGAUGCCCCUGACGACCCCGCGGAAGAUAGGAAGAGCAACCUGCCGUUCGGGGGGUUAAUGCGUGCCAACACUGCUGGAAGCAUCCUCAGUAAUGGGCCGGCAUCUCCUUGGGGUCCGGCCUCAACUAGUGCUGCAAUGUCGCCAAUGGGAAAUUUUGGAAGUUUCGCGAUGGGAGGCUCCUCCCCCAAUCCUCCGACUCCCAUCGAGAAGAGGUCGGGAUUCGGUAGCAUGAGAGGAGAAAGUCGCCUUACCCACCUCAUGCCGAAAGAAAGUAUUGAAGACAUUUCAUCAAAGGCCGCGGAUAGGGCAUGGAGACCCCGGCAGCGUACUGACACCGAUCCAUUUGGUGAUGAACCUCCCGCAGGAAGUGCUGCUCUUGGGGGUGGUCAGGAUACUAGCCCUCCUAUAUCCCAGCGCAGAGCCCCGGGUCUUGAUACGCCAGUCCGAGGAGCAUCUGGCGAAUUUGGCAUGUCAGACUUGGCAAGCAUCCGCGAUAGUCACCGAGGAUUAAGCCAUCAGACUCCCCAUCACCAGGACGAAAAUGAGACCCUUAGCCCGGAGACAAACCCAUAUCGAAGCCCACCGGAAGAGAGACAUGACGAUGGGAAUUACGAGGGCGAUGCCGGUCUGCCAAGUCGAUUGCAGGGGCUUGGUGGCAUCCCUGAACACGGGGCAAACCUUUUCGGUAAUAUGCCAAGAGGCUUCUCUAGCGCACCUUUCGAGGGAAGCGAUCGAAGUCAAACAUCCAGUGUCGGCGCAACCAAAGCAUUUCCUGCUAUAGGUGGACUCUCUUCUCUUAGUGGCCUGGGAGGGAUGGGAGGUUGGCCCACGAGUGCUAAUCCCAUUGGAACCCCAGACCGUGAGAAUAGGCCCGUAUUUCCGGGCCCGUUUGGAAACUCUCUCUUCGGACCAAUGGGAGAGUUACAAUCACCCAGUCUGAAUGGCCUAGGAGGCGUGUUUGGCUCUGGUCCAAGUGGGAUUUCUUCAGGUACGAACACUAUUGGCAGAGGCAGCAAGCUAGGAUCAUUGUUUCCUGCUGCCAUGCAAGCUCAGAUGCAAGCAAACGAUAGUGAAAUUCCUGCCGAAGGUAGUGAUGGAAGGCAGAGCAGCGGGUUUGGCGCGAUUGGUAGAAAUACCUUAACUUCUCGCGAGACUGAUAGCCCCAUUCGUACUGGCCGCGCUUUUGAGGAUAUGUUCCAACCAUCGGAUACUUCACGAUUGCAAGGCCCAUGGUCUUCGUCUGACAUCGCCCAGGGUCAAACAGUAACUUCGUUAGGGCAAGGUGUCUCUGCCCAGUCGAACUAUCAGCAGUCGCAGGCUUCAUCGGAUUCAGCAUCGAACCAGUUGCCCACAGCCCAGCAAAAGAUGAUGGUUAUGCCAGAUAGAAUGAGAUGGGUGUAUCUUGAUCCUCAGGGCCAUGUUCAAGGACCAUUUUCUGGUCUUGAGAUGCAUGACUGGUAUAAGGCUAAUUUCUUUACACCGGACCUUUCCGUGAAGAAGCUUGAGGAGACAGAAUUUGAGCCUCUUGGCCAAUUGAUUCGCCGAAUUGGAAACUCACGUGAACCCUUCCUUGUUCCACAAAUUGGCAUCCCACAUGGCCCAGCAUCAACUCAAGCUGGAGGUCCUUUCACGCCAGCCGCGGUCGCACCUGGAGCCGCGCCACAGCCCGGCUCUGUUCAACCCCCUUUCGCCGGAGCUUUCCCAAGCUUUGGAACUACUUUGACUGCAGAGCAGCAGAACAAUCUUGAAAGAAGGAAGCAGGAAGAACAGUACCUCAUGGCCCGUCAACGGGAAUUUCUCGCUCAGCAACAGGUCACUAUGAAACAGUUGCAAAUGGGUGGACUUCCAUCUGCUUUGCAUCAUCAUUCAAGUGCUCACAGUCUCCAAAGUCAGCCAAGUUUCGGAAGCAUCACAUCUCCCAUCGGAAUACCUCAGCAACCCACCAUCACCGGGUCAUCGGGAUUUUAUGAUGGGGCAAGGCAGGCUCAGGCUCCUGGCCCAUCUGGUUUACAACAGGAUUUUUUUCGCGAAGAAGAAUUGGCCAAUCUGAAUAUCCAAGAACGCCAGCAGCUUUUUGGCGCCCCAGGGUCGCAGCAAUCCUCUCACGCACAACAAAUCGCUGCAAUAUUUGGUCAACCCCAAGCGCAGCGUGAAAAUUCCGGGAUGGAGGAAACCAAUACUAGCGACCCAUUGGGGUUCAAGGCUCGACUACUCCAAUUCGAGCAAUUGAGAGAGCAACAUGAUCAAGAGGAAGCUGCAGCAGCUACUGAAUCUUCUGUCCACGUCUUGAAUGAACCCAUUGGCCCGCCUCGACAAGUUUCACGUCACGAGUAUGACGAGGAGCCUGAGAUGCUACAGCCAGAGGUCCUCUCCUUGACCCAGCAGGUUCAGAAAGCAGCUUCUUCAAAGCAGUCACCGGUAUCGGCAAUCCAACCCGAGUCACCAUGGGCCAAGGUAAACCCUAGCCUUCCUAUGCCAUUCCCUCCACCUCAGUCUAGCACUCCAUUGCCAGCACCCACUGCUCAAAGGGGGCGAUCCAACUUACCAGAGGCGCUCAAUGUGGAGACGCGUUCGCGCUCCGAGACUCCCGACAUGGCAAGCUCUACUCCGUCUCUUGCCCCGUGGGCAAAGGAGCAGGCAGACGCACCCAGAGGUCCCUCUUUGAAGGAAAUCCAGGAAGCCGAAGCAAAGAAAGCUGCGAAGGAUGAAGAGAUCGCUGCUGCUGGACGUCGUAUUGCCCAUGAGCAAGAGAUGCGGUUGCUCACCAGUCAGCCGCUAGCACCUGCUCCCGGAUUGCCAACUACAGCCACAUGGGGCAACACCGCCUCUCCAGCUACGCCUACGAAUGCUUCAUCAGUAUGGGCAAAGCCAGCAGCGAUCUCCACCAUUACAGCUCCUAGCAAGUCUGCUAAUUCCAAGAAAACUCUUGCAGACAUUCAAAGGGAAGAGGAGCUGCGAAAGCAAAAGCUUGCAGCAGCUGCUGCCGCUUCACAACCUGCUUCUGUGUCCGGUGGAAAGCGAUAUGCUGAUCUUGCCAGCAAGUCAACUGCAAGUGUGCCAACAGUAGGAUCUGCUUGGUCUACCGUGGGCGCUGGCGGCAAAGUGAAGAUCCCCACCGGCCCAGCAGCCGCUGCCCCACAAGCUGUUCGUCCAGUGACCAGUGCAAGCAUUGCUACGCCAUCUAGUGUUCGUACUACCAAACCUGUACCAGUAAUUCGCAGUGUUACCGCAAGUGGAUCAGCCAGCACGACUUCCGCCCACGAAGAGUUUAACAAAUGGGCGAAAGCUACGUUGGCAAAGGGCCUCAAUUCUGGCAUAAAUGUGGACGACUUUGUACGCAUGCUCUCGGACUUUCCUCCUGAAGCUAGCAUCAUCACAGACAGCAUUUAUAGUAACUCACAACUGAUGGAUGGUCGCCACUUCGCUGAAGAAUACCUCCGACGUAAGAAGCUAGCGGAUAAGGGUGUUGUUGAACCUGCGUCUGGCGCUGGGGAGAAAUCCGGUGGUGGGUGGAGCGAGGUUGCCAAGAAAGGGCCACCCAAAGAAGAGACUGCUUCUCAGGCUUUCAAAGUCGUUCCUACCAAGAAAAAGGGAAAGAAAUAG